Molecule: messenger RNA, 2370 nt
Organism: Solanum pennellii
Lineage: Eukaryota; Viridiplantae; Streptophyta; Magnoliopsida; Solanales; Solanaceae
Exons: 16
Coding region: 817-2046 (409 amino acids)
Source: RefSeq, a predicted model, not a curated record
CUUUUAUAUUUAAUUUUUUCUCGAGUCUUUUCGUGAUCUUGGUGUCUGGAUCAGCUUUCGCGCACCUCUAUUAUAUUUCAGGGGAUACCUGUACCUCCUACAGGUCACAGAUAACUCUGUCCACGCUAGGACAAAUAGGAAAAAUCACCUAGUGUUUUUUUGGUCUCCGCUUAGGGGAUAUGGAUAUUUAUGUGAAAACACACAAGAAUUCUAAUAGAUACUAGAUCUGCCACCCGUAGUUACAAUUAUUUCAGUGUUACCCGUGUUAAAAUCCGUAAAGUUUAAAUCUUGAAUCGGCUCAAGCCUAAUAAGUUUCUUGAAUAGGUCUUCCAGAGGACAUUAGAGUUUAGAACUACAAUUAUUUCAGUGUCGAGAAAUGUUGGAUCCGCUCGGGCCUUGGAAGAAGCUUCUUGAAUAGGUCUUCCAAAAAGUUUCGAUUCUCAUAGUUGUCUGCAUGACAUGGCAUUUCCACACUUGAAUACUUGUUGUUUCCACUUCUCUUAUUCAUAUUACAUUAUGGCGAGCCUUAGUAGAAGUUGGUAGCUGCACCUCUUUUCAAUCGUGAUGACACCGGUAGUUGUGAGCACAGAUAUAACCAUUUCUUAGACUGAGUUCCUCCUACUCUAAAAUUAUUGUGUGGACGGAUCUCUCCACCCUUUUGAGGUAUUACUAGCUAUUCUGUAUGAGCAGAAAUGACGAGCAAGUAGUGCCACGGCAAUACAAAAUGUGACUUGUCGUAUGAUGGUCGGUGGAGUGCCCUGACUUGGUGUGCGCCUUGUAAUGAGCAACCUUUGUUAUAUCAUAGCAUAGUCGCCUAUGAGAGCAUCUAUCAUGGCGGUGUCGUCAACGAAGAAAAAGAGUGUCUUUGUUGACAGGGUAACAUGUGGAGUAAAGGUGAAGCAGAUCGCUUUUAUGGGGAUUAUAUGUACAAUUAUGUUUUUAAUUGUGUAUAGGACCACUAACUAUCAGUAUCAACAAACGGAGAUGGAGUCGAAAUCGGAUCCAUUUUAUUCUUCAAAGGAUUCUGAUGUAGAUAUUACAAGUUUCAACAGUUUGCCUCGUGGUAUUAUCCACGCGAGUUCGGAUCUAGAGUUAAAGCCUCUUUGGUCUACAAGUAAUUCAAAGUUCAAGGAUAGUGUUUCUAGUUCUCGUAACCUGUUGGCAAUGGCAGUUGGUAUUAAACAAAAGAAGAAUGUCGAUACUCUUGUCCAAAAGUUUCUUUCAGAGAAUUUUACAAUCAUCUUGUUUCACUAUGAUGGACAUGUUGAUGGCUGGUGGGACCUCAAAUGGAGUAAAGAAGCCGUUCAUAUUGUUGCAAACAACCAAACUAAAUGGUGGUUUGCAAAGCGGUUCUUACAUCCUGCUGCUGUUUCCAUAUACGAUUACAUUUUCCUUUGGGAUGAAGAUUUGGGCGUGAAGAAUUUCCAUCCUGGAAGGUACCUCGAAAUCGUUAAAUCAGAAGGACUUGAAAUUUCCCAGCCAGCCUUGGACCGGAACUCAACUGAAAUACAUCAUAGACUCACAAUAAGAAGCAAGAGAAAAAGGUUCCACAGACGAGUGUAUGAUAGCAGAGGUAGUACAAAAUGCUCAGGUGAAAGUGAAGGUCCUCCAUGCAGUGGAUUUGUGGAAGGGAUGGCUCCAGUCUUUUCAAUAUCUGCUUGGGUGUGUGCUUGGCAUCUUAUACAGAAUGAUCUCGUUCAUGGAUGGGGAAUGGACAUGAAAUUUGGUUAUUGUGCACAGGGGGACCGGAACAAAAAAGUUGGAGUAGUUGAUAGUGAAUUUAUCGUCCACCAGGGCAUUCAAACAUUAGGAGGGCCAUCUCUGAAGAAGCGUUCAAAUCUUGAAGAGUCUACGAAGAGACACGUUGUUGACGUGCGAUCAGAGAUUCGACGACAGUCUAUGUAUGAGCAACAAAUAUUUAAGGAACGGUGGGAACGAGCUGUGGAGGAAGACAAGAACUGGGUGGUGGAUCAAGUUAAAGCGAUCAGACGAAGACGUAAACGACGGCGCAAACAAAUACCAAAAGCACAGGUUAAGCUAAGGUAACGUUGUUUUAGCGAUAAUCAGAGAUACGUACAAUGUCUUGAUCAAAGAUUAUAAUACGAGGCUAUACAUCGAGUGUAUGUCAAUAUUUUUCGCUGUGUCAUUUCCGACUCCCACGAACACACGCAGUUGCAAGGGAACUUGUAAAUUGUUACUGUAUAGGCCAAUUGAAUUUCCAUAUAAUUAGUUCAUUGUUAUGAUGGUUGUGGCAACUCCAUUUUUGCCUAAACGAUUUUCGUUACCGAUUCUUGUAGUACUUUUCGGGGGGUUAGCAAAUUCCCCAGAAUUGAGAUGUAUAUUUAUUUGCCAGGUUACAAGUAUUGAACA